Messenger RNA from Aspergillus pseudonomiae, 897 nucleotides. RefSeq lists its product as uncharacterized. The coding region runs from base 1 to 897 and encodes 298 amino acids. Lineage: Eukaryota; Fungi; Ascomycota; Eurotiomycetes; Eurotiales; Aspergillaceae. The transcript is spliced from 5 exons. The record is from RefSeq and is a predicted model, not a curated record.
AUGCUACACGGUAGAAGCCUUGGGGUUGUCGUCGUUCCGGCUGUUCUAGGGAGUCUAGCGACAAUAACGGUCCUAUUCCGAUGUUAUGUGCGCAUCCGAAUUGUGAAUCGCUUUGGAUGGGACGAUGGAUUCAUGGCUACCGCCAUGAUAACCAAUUUAAUGUUCGCCUUGUGUGGGAUCAUCGGGGGAGUAUAUGGUAUUGGUCGGAAAACGGAGGACUUUCAUGAUCGACCCAAGGAUUUCCAACGCGCGAUGCUGUGCUGGUGGCUUGGUCAACUAUCCUACGCGAUUACCGCUACAAUCAUGAGGGUAUCCAUCGGCCUUACACUUGCUCGUUUUGCCCCCAGCAAGGUCCAUUUGCGCUUUCUCUACGGUAUCAUCGUCCUAUCUACCCUGACGGGCGUUCUUUUGUUCUUCUUCGCCACGUUUCAAUGUUCCCCCGUUUCCUAUUAUUGGGACAAAACGUCCGGUCAAGGGAUAUGCCACAAUGACAUCGAGGUCAAGAUCAUAUACUUCUAUAGCGUGAUAGAUGCCGUGUUCGACCUUGCUAUCGGCAUUUUACCUGCGCUCUUCAUCAGUCAUCUCCUGCUGGAUCGCAGCGACAAGAUCGCAAUUGCUGGCCUUCUUGGACUUGGCUGCCUGGCACUUGCAGCCGUCAUCGCUCGAGCCCCUUUCGUACAUCUAAUGACGGAGGAAAGUUUUCUCUACGAAACAACCAUGGUCGCAAUAACUUCCGACAUAGAAACCAGCGUAGGCAUCAUAGCAGGGAGUUUUAUGGUCAUGCGACCCGCCUUCUCCAUGUUCACCAAAUCCAAGGCAAAGGGACUCGGAAAAUGCCAUUUAACUACUUUAACCGACUCUCAAAUGACUGGCGACACGUUGAAAGCAGAGGCCUGA